AAUCCAAACAGACAGGCUAUCGAUUCGAAGUAGCGGCGGACACUCGUCAGAAUCACUUGUCACCAUCGUUGAAUUGUUCAAAGCUUAAUCCUGUGUUUUCGCUGCCUUCUCAGUUCUAAUUUGGAUUACUGUCAUUUGUUUCAAUCAAAUUGAAGAUGCUCCAUAACAAGUCUUUCGUCAAGAAAACUAAGGCUGGAAAAGUGUUGAAGCAAGUCAGGGAGCACUAUCUGAGAGACGACAUAUAUUGCGGAGCUCCAUUUUGCAAAACAUGUGAUACUUCAGCUGCUCGCUUGAGUGGUUCUGCUUCUACAGUUCUCGUUCUGGACACCAAUGUCGUUCUCAACCAGAUUGAUUUGCUGGAGAAUCCCGCCAUUGAUGAUGUUGUUAUACUGUCCAUUGUGCUGGAAGAGGUUAAGAACAAAAACAUGUCUGUUUACAAUCGAAUAAGAUCCAUCUGUGGCAAUUCGGCAAGGAAAUUCUUUGUUUUCUCCAAUGAAUACCAUAGGGAUACAUAUAUCAAGGAGAUGAGUGGUGAAACAAAAAAUGACAGGAAUGAUAGAGCUAUCCGAGUGGCUACUCAAUGGUACCAGAGUCAUCUUGGUGAUGCAGUGAAGGUUUUGCUUAUAACUAAUGACAGAGAGAACAAAAGGAAGGCUACUGAAGAGGGAGUUCUUGCGGAGACAGUUGAGUCCUUUGUAAAAUCCCUGGGCCGGUCAGAUUUACUUGACUUGCUUGUGCGACCUUCAUCUGAAGAUGUUGAAAUGGAAGAGGUGGAGGAUGUACGACCAUCCAAAAGGAAAGUCAUCUACAUAGAGCAUAAGCCAAUGUCAGAAAUUACUUCUGGUUUGCAUCGUGGAAUAUAUCAUCAAGGAAAACUUCGUGUAAAUCGUUAUAAUCCAUUUGAAGCAUAUGUUGGGAGUGAGAGCAUUGGCGAUGAAAUAAUAAUUUUUGGACGUACAAACAUGAACCGGGCUUUUGAUGGUGAUAUAGUUGCUGUUGAACUUCUACCUCAAGACCAGUGGCAUGAGGAGAAAUCUCUGUCCAUAGCUUGUGAUGAGGAUGAGGAUGAGGAUGAGGAUGUUCAUCUAGUUCCAAGCAGUGCUGAUGAUGCUCCUAGAACUCUUCCUCAGCAAGGUUCUACUGGAGGAAUAAAUCCUGUAUCCAGCCGUCCUUCUGGCCGUGUUGUUGGCAUUAUAAAACGCAACUGGCAUUCUUAUUGUGGAUCUUUGGAACCAAUGCCUAUGCCUGCAGGAAGUGGUGGUGUUGCCCAUGCUUUAUUUGUGUCCAAAGAUCGCAGAAUACCCAAAAUUCGAAUCCAAACCCGUCAACUUGACAACCUUUUAGACAAGAGGAUUAUUGUGGCGGUUGAUUCUUGGGAUCGUCAAUCUCGAUAUCCAUCAGGCCAUUAUGUGCGAACUAUAGGAGAGAUAGGUGACAGAGAUACUGAGAGUGAGGUAGUUUUGAUUGAAAAUGAUAUAAAUUCAAGGCCGUUCUCUUCACAAGUUCUUGCAUGCUUGCCACCUUUGCCUUGGUCAGUCUCUUCUGAAGAUUUGUCAAAUCCAAUUAGGCUGGAUUUGCGAAAUCUGCAUGUCUUCAGUGUGGAUCCUCCAGGAUGCAAGGAUAUUGAUGAUGCACUCCACUGUUCUGCUCUUCCGAAUGGGAACUUUGAAGUUGGAGUUCAUAUUGCUGAUGUGACAAACUUUGUGCAUCCUGGCACUCCACUUGAUGAUGAGGCUUCACAAAGGGGUACAUCUGUCUACCUUGUUGAGCGACGGAUAGACAUGCUCCCCAAACCUCUAACAGAGGACAUUUGUUCUCUCCGAGCUGAUGUGGAAAGACUAGCCUUCUCCGUCAUAUGGGAAAUGACCGCUGAAGCAGAUAUUAUCUCUACAAAAUUUACGAAAAGUGUCAUAAGAUCUUCUGCAGCAUUGUCUUAUGUUGAAGCACAGGCAAGAAUGGAUGAUAGGCGACUGGUGGAUCCACUAACUACUGAUUUGAGGAAUAUGAAUGGUUUAGCUAAGAAAAUGAGGCUACGGCGUAUUGAGAGAGGAGCACUAACUCUUGCUUCUGCUGAAGUGAAAUUUCAAAUUGAUACCGAGACCCAUGAUCCUCUUGAUAUCGGUAUGUACCAAAUUCGGGAAGCAAACCAAAUGGUGGAGGAGUUUAUGCUUGCAGCUAACGUUUCUGUUGCAGAACAAAUUCUUGAGAGUUUUCCUUCGUGCUCAUUAUUAAGGCGUCAUCCAACUCCAACAAGAGAGAUGCUUGAACCUUUGCUGUGUACUGCUUCUGCAGUUGGUCUCCACUUGGAUGUCUCAUCAUCAAAAGCAUUGGCUGACUCUCUUGACCAUGCUGUGGGUGAUGAUCCAUAUUUCAACAAGUUAAUCCGCAUACUGGCAACGAGAUGCAUGACUCAGGCAGUUUAUUUUUGUAGCGGGGAUCUAAGCCCUCCGGAAUAUCAUCAUUAUGGGCUUGCAGCACCUCUAUAUACUCAUUUCACCUCACCUAUUAGAAGAUAUGCAGAUGUCAUUGUUCACAGGCUGCUUGCUGCGUCCUUAGGAAUAUCUAAGCUACCUUCAAUAUUUCAAGACAGGCUCCAGCUCACUAGUAUUUCAGAUAAUCUAAAUUAUCGGCACAGGAAUGCACAAAUGGCAGGCCGGGCCUCUGUAGAGCUACACACACUCAUUUAUUUCCGAAACAGGCCAACUGAUACGGAGGCUAGAAUAGUGAAAAUAAGAUCCAACGGGUUUAUUGUUUUCGUUCCCAAAUAUGGCAUAGAAGGGCCUGUGUAUUUGAUGUCAAGAACUGAAAAGGGAGGUGGGGAAUGGUAUGUUGACGAGCAACAGCAGAAGAUUAAAAAGAUGGAUGGUAGCCUUUCGUACAGCAUUCUGCAGCCAGUUGUAAUACAUAUGGAGGUUGUGGAGCCCCAGCCUAACCGGCCAAAACUUCAGCUUACUCUCAUCUAAUGGUCAGGUAGUGGGUUUUUUCUUCUGGUGAGUGAUAUUUAGCUCUAAUCACGUGGCGAGCAACAUAGGCAUGCUGGGACCUGGGGAAUUGGAGCCCCCAUUUAGGUUUAUCAUUUGAUCCAGAUCCCGUAUAGCACUGGAAGAAAAUGUACAGGGGCGAGAGAGAAGACAGAGACUCAUUUGCGAGUGUGGAUCAAUCACUAUCUAUCUCUUUUCUCACUUCCCCCCCCCCCCCCCCAAGUUUUUAGCUCAAAGUCACCGAAGGGGAGGGGGGGAUCUACUCUGUCGCUGGCAUCUCAGCAGUCGAUGGAAUAUCUCCUCCUCCUCCUCCUGCUUUAUACACUUAUAUGAUAUUUGAUACUGAUCAGAUUUGAACGUUAUCAAACUUAUAUAGGGGGCCCAUAUUCUCGAUCUGUUUUUAUGAAAUAUUAAAUUUGGCCACCAUUGUAACUGUUGGUUUGGAAGGAAACAAUUACGGGUUUUGCAGUUCA
Messenger RNA from Prosopis cineraria, 3454 nucleotides. RefSeq names its product exosome complex exonuclease RRP44 homolog A. Gene Ontology annotation, biological process: rRNA catabolic process. Gene Ontology annotation, cellular component: nuclear exosome (RNase complex); cytoplasmic exosome (RNase complex). Lineage: Eukaryota; Viridiplantae; Streptophyta; Magnoliopsida; Fabales; Fabaceae. The transcript has 24 exons. The record is from RefSeq and is a predicted model, not a curated record. Gene Ontology annotation, molecular function: 3'-5'-RNA exonuclease activity; RNA binding; endonuclease activity. Bases 156 to 2963 code for a protein of 935 amino acids.